AUGUUCAACUUUCUCCUCAAGCUGAAAAAUGUCAAAAGGGCACUCAGGUCCUGGAAUAAGGAUGUCUUCGGUAACAUCUUCGACCAGAUUAAGCAGGCGGAACGAUCUCUUGCAGACACAAAGUUGCAGUUGCAGAAUUCAUCGCAAGAUUCAGCUUUGGACAGCAACGGUCAAGCCCAGCUAUUCUCAGCCACAGAAAACCUUAGAAAAUUGGAACUCAUGGAAGAAAUCUUUUGGAAACAGAAAGCUAGGAUCAGUUGGCUUGAAGAGGGCGAUAGAAACACGAAAUUUUUUCACUCUUUGGCCAAAGAGAAACAAAGGAGGUUAGCUAUCAGAAGCAUUGUUUUGGACUCUGCAGAUAGGCUGGAGGACUUGGCAGAAAUUAAAAAUGAUGUUGUCAACUAUUUUGCGGGGCUGUUUUCAGCUAAAAACAUCGUGGAAGACCCAAUCAUUCUUGUCGUUAUUCCACCCCUAGUCUCGCUGGAAGACAACGACCGACUCAUGGUCCCCCCUUCGAUACCACAGGGCGACUCUUUCCCUAGGGCAGUCUUUGCAUCCCUCAUCUGUUUGAUCCCCAAAUCAGCUGCCACAAAUAAAUUCUUAGAUUUCCAGCCCAUAAGCCUUUGUAACUGCCUGUAUAAGAUCAUUUCAAGUAUAAUCGCAGCUAGGCUGAGCGUGGUUCUCCCUUCUCUUAUUUCUCCUAAGCAAGGAGCCUUCAUUCAAGGAAGGUCAAUGGCUGAAAGUAUUGCUUUGGCUCAGGAAUUGGUCAAGGAAAUUGAUAGAAAAGUGCAGGGUGGUAAUAUCAUCCUCAAAAUGGACAUGGAGAAGGCCUAUGACAGGUUGGACUGGGGGUUCUUGAAACAGAGCAAUGCAUGGUUCUCGAUCCUCAUCACCGGCGAGGCAUCAUGUUUUUUCAAGUCUUCUAGAGGGCUUCGUCAAGGUGACCCUCUUUCUCCCAGUCUAUUCAUUGUAGCGGCGGAAGCUCUUAGCCGGGGUCUCAAAUUUAUGGGGGAGCAGGACUCUCGGACUGCUUUCAAGCUUAGGAGGGGUUGCCCGACGGUCUCUCAUCUUCUCUACGCCGACGAUACUCUCUUUUUCAUCAAUGGAGUCAAGCUUCCAUUAGUCAAGGUCAGGUCCAUUGAAAGAACCCUUGGUGUCUCCAAGGUCUCCUCUGGUCUUACAUAUCUGAGAGUCCCGCUGGCGUUUGACAAGCUCACAGGCACUGAUUGA
Magnolia sinica is the source of this 1230-nucleotide messenger RNA. RefSeq lists its product as uncharacterized. The coding region runs from base 1 to 1230 and encodes 409 amino acids. The record is from RefSeq and is a predicted model, not a curated record. The transcript has 4 exons. NCBI's taxonomy places the organism in Eukaryota, Viridiplantae, Streptophyta, Magnoliopsida, Magnoliales, Magnoliaceae.